This is a messenger RNA of Tripterygium wilfordii, 604 nucleotides long. RefSeq lists its product as uncharacterized. The record is from RefSeq and is a predicted model, not a curated record. The transcript has 3 exons. The coding region runs from base 1 to 435 and encodes 144 amino acids. NCBI's taxonomy places the organism in Eukaryota, Viridiplantae, Streptophyta, Magnoliopsida, Celastrales, Celastraceae.
AUGUGGUUAGUGAGGAAGCUAGCUAGGCGGGAUGAUAGUGAUAAUGAGGUUGCUCAUAGUAAUAACACGAACGAGAAGAGAAAGAAGAAGAGGAAGAGGAAACAAGUGAGCGACUUGAGAUUUGAAACAACGCAAGAGCUUGGCUCCAUCUCUAAGAGAAAGGAGCGUAAGAAAAAGUAUUUCGAAGAAAAGAAAAAGAAGAAGAAAGCUGAAACGAAAGAUGUUCUUGAUUUUCCUGGACGUGAGAGUAUAAAAUUUGGAGAAGUGGUUGAAGCUCCUCCAAAGUUGGCCGUGAUACUUAAGGCAUUUAAGAGCGCCCAAAAUGCUUCACAAGAGAGGCUUCGUUUAAAGGCUAUUGAGGCGUACAGGAAUCGUAAAGGAUGGUCAUCAAGACCAGGGCUUCACCUUCCUCCUCCUGUGACUACUUCACCAUAACUGUAAUUAAUUUGUGCACACAUGACAGCAUAGGGUGUGUUUUCGUUUAAUAGUUUACACUCCUAUGCUUUUUGUCAAUUUUUUUUUAAUCUUAAUGACAAAUGCGAAAAUUCUGUGACAAUGACACAAUCAACAUAGUCAAACUUUAUAAAAUCUGGGCUUCACCUUC